Daktulosphaira vitifoliae (grape phylloxera) is the source of this 807-nucleotide messenger RNA. RefSeq lists its product as uncharacterized. Bases 82 to 621 code for a protein of 179 amino acids. NCBI's taxonomy places the organism in Eukaryota, Metazoa, Arthropoda, Insecta, Hemiptera, Phylloxeridae. The record is from RefSeq and is a predicted model, not a curated record. The transcript has 4 exons.
UAUAAAAUAAAUAAAAUUCAAAUUAAUCUAUCAUUCCAAGUUAUCAGUUUUAUUUGAAAACACCGAUUUGUCAAAUCAAAAAUGAAUUUUUACAUUUUCUUUGUUAUGUAUCUAGUUAAUAGUUUUACAAACGGAUUGCUUUACCUUAAACCACUUACGGAGGAGAAUGGCACAUUGAAUCAAGAUGGAUAUUUAAAUAUGGCUGCUCUGUUUGACACGAAAAGAAAUCAUGAAAAAGGUAUGAGCUAUCAAAUAUUUUUCGAUCUUUUGAAACAAUAUCAGUAUGCGCACACAUUAAGUGAUGAUGAAAUCGAUAAACUUUUUACGGACGUUGUAUUUAACAAGGACGGAUAUAUGACGCAAGAUCAAUUUUUUAUUCAAAUGGGCAAAUGUCUUAAAGUAGUUGAGUUAAAUGUUAAGGAACUUUAUGAUUACUGUUUCAAUAAAAAAGAAGGGAUGACUCAAGAGCAAUUAAUCUUUGCUUUUAAAAUAUGUUCUAUUAAAAUGGAUUAUGUUGAAGCUACUCAAUUAAUGAGAGAUUUUACAAGAAGAAACGCACAAAAUAUUAACUUCGAAGAAUUCAGAUCAAUAUUUGCACAUAAGCUACAUAAAUUAGUCUAGUGACUAGACUUUAGGAAUUUACAUUAGAAUCCCAAACAGGAUUCCCUACAUAGUCUUCUUUUUGUCUACUCUAAAUUCCUGUGGUAUUCUAACUUUGAAGCAUUCACUCAUUUUAACUUAUCUCCAAUCAAAUUAUAAUUUGUCUCUUAAUAUAGAAAAUGUUACAAUAUAAUAAAUUUAAAAUAA